UGCUUAACAGAAGUCCAAAAUGCAAACGCCUCACACGCUGCGCCUGUGUUCACUCAUAAGGGGAAAGCUUUUUUACUUGAAGACUAGAGCCGUGUACCCGUCAGCAGUUGAUGAUAUCACUUUUUGAGUAAUCUGCGCUUCCUAUAGUAAAAGGGUUGAAGUGAUGCUGUGAUAACGAUUUAAUGCUCGAGUCUUGUCCCAUCACCUUCAAAGUCUCAGAGGGGCUCGACUAACUCGCAUAUCUUGUGUCUUUCUCUCAGCGUCUCCUGUCUUGUUCACAUGUUCAAGAUGCUUACCCUGCUUAGUAUCGUGCUGCUCUCAUCACAUGUCCUUCCUCUGGUCCAAUCACUGAACUGUGCCAAAAUAACAGAAUACAUUGAAACCUUUGAGAAUCCUGUAAGAAGUCAAUGCUGCAAGAAUUGUGCACCAGGACAGUUUAUGGUGAAAAGAUGCACACCAGGAUCGCCUAAUACUGUGUGUGACACGUGCAACGAUGGCUACUUCACAGACGACUACAAUAUAAUGUUCCAUCGGUGCACACAGUGCAAAAAGUGCACCAAAGAACAUAUGAAGUAUGAGAAAAACUGCACGCUGACACGUGAUGCUGUGUGCACAUGCGAUGAUGGGUACAUAUGCAAUGGCAGCCAAUGCGAUACAUGUGUUGAGGUCAAGACCCCAAGACCUCCUACUAAACCAGCACCAUUUACUAAACACGCACCAUCCAGUAAACCAGAACCAUUCAGUAAACCAGACAAUGUGUGGAUCUUGGUGAGUCUGUGUUUUGCGUGUGUGUGUGUGUGCGUUCUGUUCACCUGUUUCCUUCUCAUCAGCAGACAUGCAUGGCCAUGCAAACGGAUUAUGUCCACAUCAAUCGGUCACUGGUUCCCCCAAAAGAGCUACUCCGGAUCCAGUGAGUGCACAGAGGAAGAAGAAGAGAAAGUACCGAUGCCAGUGCAGGAGGUGUGUGGAAAGGAUGAAAAACUGGAGGAAGCCUGAGAAGGACGAAGUUAGACGACCAUUGGUGCGUGUGUGGCUCGAGUAUUUAGACUAACACAAACCUGCUGCUGUCACACACUCAAGAGAAGAGUCUGUAGUCAGGCGGCCCGUCUGAAGGUUCUGUGAGAAUGACUGUCUGUCUAUGGAGACCAUCCUGAGAAAUAAAGACAGCGAGAGAUACACACUUCCCCACUGCACACAAAGACACUGAAUAUACAACACACAACUCUUUGCAAAUAUUGUGUACAUUUUCUGGUUGUGCUCGUGUAUUAUAAAUGGGUAGAGGAUGUAUGAUGUGUUCAUGUUUUUAUCGAGAUAAGAAUUUUGUUGUAUGUAUGUUUAAGGAGAACUGUAUAGCCUAACCUUUUUACGAUACUUUUGCCUUCGAGUAGUUCAAUGUACAAUGGACAUUGAGUGCAAGAAGAAUAUUGUUAAAGUAGUUCAUGUAGUGUGUCAAUAAAUAUAUAAGGUCAGAAAAGCUGCAUGCAUAACCAAUAUAUAAGAACAUGAAACACCACAGCCAAUUUCCCAAGUAUUACACUGUACUGUAUGAAUGUCAACAACCCACGUAUAAAAAUGGUAUUGUAUUUUAUUAUUUCCUGCGAUUCAUAUUAAAGUACUCAGGGAAAAAGCAUGGAAAAAAUAAUUUUUUAUUGAUGCUAUUGCACUUUACAAUCAAUAUCAUGUAUAAGUAUUUGUAUUUCUGCGAAAAUAAAACAUAUUAACAUAACAAAACAGCUUUGU
This is a messenger RNA of Misgurnus anguillicaudatus (oriental weatherfish), 1740 nucleotides long. RefSeq lists its product as uncharacterized. Gene Ontology annotation, molecular function: protein binding; transmembrane signaling receptor activity. Gene Ontology annotation, cellular component: membrane; external side of plasma membrane. Gene Ontology annotation, biological process: immune response; signal transduction; negative regulation of apoptotic process. NCBI's taxonomy places the organism in Eukaryota, Metazoa, Chordata, Actinopteri, Cypriniformes, Cobitidae. The record is from RefSeq and is a predicted model, not a curated record.